CGGAUCGUGCGUGCACACUCCCCAAACUAUCGUCCGCGAAGGCACACCGAACGCCGUUCACGUCGUGCGCUCGUCCUCGUGUGUUGUUUCAAGCUCCGUUUCCAACGCGAACAGUUCGUUAUUGACAUUUAAUAGAAAUUUUGAAAAUGUCGUCGUCGAAUCGUAUUCCGGGUCGCGACACGAACGUCUGAUCGGUAAUCAGGAAAAGUGAGACACAGUGAUCGAGACUCGAGUGGAUGAUCUGAUAUGACAGUGCAGUGACUUGCUGGUUAUUAUUGUUUUACGUUUGCCUGGUUGGCCAUUUUCUGAAGAGCACUUUCGUCCAGCACCAGGUGAGACGGAAGUCUCAACCACGGCAGCAAAAUUGAGCUGGACUUGCACCAACGGGCCGCCGGCCACUUUAUGAGAGCCGGCGGCAACAUGUGCGACGGCUCCUUCACGGAGACCCUGCGCGGUAUGCAGGGUAUGUCGGGUACGUCGCCUCCCGGCGGCGCGGGGGUCGGUCCCAUGGGGGUUGGCCUCGGCAGCCCUCUUGGCCCGACCACGAAGAAGGCGCAGGUGGAGCACAUCAAGAGGCCGAUGAACGCGUUCAUGGUCUGGUCCCGGUUGCAGCGACGAAAGAUCGCGCAGGAGAACCCGAAAAUGCACAACAGCGAGAUCUCUAAGAGGCUUGGUGCUGAAUGGAAACUCCUGACGGAGGACGAGAAACGACCGUUCAUCGAUCAGGCGAAAAGGUUAAGGGCGCAGCACAUGAAGGAGCACCCCGAUUACAAGUACAGACCUAGAAGAAAGCCGAAAACCCUGCGGAAGGAGGGCUACCCCUACAGCAUUCCAUACCCCAGUGUGCCCAUGGAUGCGCUUCGAGCUGGAAUGGCUGGCGGAAUGGGACAAGCGGGAAUGGGCUCGUAUUAUGGUCCCGCGGCUGCUUAUGGUUCGCUUUCCGCGGCCAGUAUGGCUGCAGCAGCGGCUGCGGCUGCACAGCAAUCCGCAGCGGCGAUGUCCGCAGGCCUUGCUGCACCUGCUCAGGUGGUGAGUUCGAUGGACGCGAUGAAGUACUCGAUGGAGGCGGACAAGUAUCGUGCCGCGUACAUGCCACCAAGUACAUUAGCGAUGAGCAUGUAUUCCGACCCGAAGUACCUGGACUCGAAUCCAAAAUCGUACUUGGAUCGCAGCUAUCUGGACUCGGCGAAGGCGUACUUCGAACAGUCCAAGUUGUACAUGGAUCAGAAACCAACGAUAAGCGACUACAACCGACCCAGCUACGAGCACAAGCUCUACGACGAAUCCAGCCCUGGUAGCGUGGUGGGUGGUGGUGGACCGACGAGGUCGCCUGCUGCAGAAUCACCAGACAUGAGCAAACAACACGAACGAACCGAGCAAGGUUCGUCCAGUGCUAGUUCGACCUCGACUUCGUCGGCUGCUAGUCCUGGGGCAAGUUUACCAGCCUAUUAUCCUGGUCCAGUGCAAACGAGCGGUCUUUUAGGACCUCAGAUGAGCCAGUACAGUGGAUACCAAACUGCUCCUCCGCCUGGUAACGAAUCCUUCAGGCGACCGCUCACUGUCAUCUUCUGACCCGAUAGAACGUAGCUCUGAUCCAUCUUUGAGCAACAGAUGCCCUGAAUUUAGUCCGAGAGUAGCGUGUUCUGAAGACGUUUCACGGUGGGACGGAUAUGGAUGGUGUUGUUAAGGCAGAGAGGUUCGCUGUGGUGGAAUGUUUGAAAAUGAUUUGGAAAAGUUUUUGAGGUUCUGGAAAGUGGAAGAAAAUGUGACGCUGCUGUUGAAAUUUUUACCAAUGAUUUUCCGCAAGAUUACAAGCAAGAUUAAAUAAAUUAAAAAAGAAGCUCCACAAGUUUAAACGAUACUCGUCAAGAAAUACAAUACAGAAAAUGAAAAACAAUUUCUCUGAAUAAAUUACACAGAACACUAGAAUCAUGCAGUUACACAAAAAUCAAAAUGAAAACAGAGAUAUCAUAUCCCAAACAAAUUCAGGAAUCAUCGAAUCUUCCAGUGUUAUCUGUCAGUAUACAAACCUCGAGCCAUAGGACGAGAACCUCUCGAUGUACACCAGAUGAAAGAACCAUGAAGAGACCAAACCGACCCGAAGGAACAUGUCCACCUGCAAAUCGAAGACGUGGACAGGGCCAGCAAUGCUGGUGCAGGUCGUUGAAAGCGACAACGAACGUCGAUACUCUCCGCGUUCCAACUAUCUCCAAGCGCGUCGAGUUAAUCGACGCGACGAUUAUUUAUCAGACAUAGUUUCCCGUCGCUUAAGACGGCAUAACGAAGAAUUGUACAUAGUCCCUGUGUAAAUAGUGUAGCAAGGAUUAUUAUCACCGUACGACGCCCGAAAACGGUUUUCCUUCGCCCUUGUUCCCGACCAGUUUCGCCCCUUCACCUAAUCCAGGAUCCACGAAACCGUGUUCAAGAGGAGCACGACGAUUCCAGGGCGUACCUUCCCUCUUCCUUCACAGACAUGCUGCCUCCGACCACAAAAAGCACAGUAAGUCCAUACAUUCCUUUCUAUGGUUGCGUUUAUGCUUGCAACGAUGUGAAUCAAAAUUCCGAAUCUCCUUGAGCAAUAAAUUAACACGUUUCGGAGUGUGCUGUCUAUACAUGACACACCUGAUGCGUCCUGUACCACCUGCACACGACGCACCGGGUGCGUCUUGUAUUAUAGUACUAUAUCUUAACAGUGUAUCGUUUGUACACUAACACACAUGGUACAAAAUUUUGAAAAACAUUUAUACAUACAAAUUUACUCGUUAUUUUCAACAAAUUGAGAAGCAACAAGGAUUAAAUAAAUUAUUGUAUACGGCACGAGUGUAACUCGUGUUUCCUACGUUUGUAUCGUGAUUCGCACGAGUAUGACUCGAUGUUACAAAUCAAAGGAUUAAUAAUCAAUGUUACAUGUUGUUAUUCUAAUCUGUUGCAAGUGUGCUCGCGACUGACGAUCACGAUAAAAACCUCAUUUGAUCCUUUUUUGACUAAUCAAAGUAGCAGGACGAUGGUGUUCAACGGAACCAGGUAAAUAAUGAGGAGAACACGUUUUCCCGUGCGAUCGUUCGAUUCGUAAUCGCUGUACAUAGAUCCCUCCCGUUUCCGUUGAAAGAAUAUUUUGCCUCCUGUUUCGAUGUUUUCCCGAUUCUCGUACUUCUCAACGCGAACGAUCGUUCGUCUCGAUCUCGUCCCCUGUCCUUCGAGACGGCAACGCUCGUUUCCCCUCGAUUAUAGCUAAUGUUUCUCAUCCCUCGUUCUCGAUAUUCAGCUAUUUAUUAUCGACGUUUCUUUUUCCUUUCGCGAGUUGAUCAUCGAAGGAGUUUCGAGAUUAUCGAGAAUCGUGUUAAAAUAUCCUUUCCCAUUUCGCUGUUGCAUUUCUUCUUUUCUUUUCUUCCUCGCUGUUUUCGUUUGUUCCCACAAAGAGAGUACAUAGUACUCUCCUGGUUGGUUUUUCGUUGUUUUGUUGAUCGAUUUCUUGAAAAUAAGAGUGAAAGAGAGAGAGAGAGAGCUUUUAAGGACGUUUCGCGAGAGAACAGAGAUUAUAUUAUAAAGGAUAGAAGGUGUGAGCAUAGCGAAGAAGAGGAUCGCUCUCGUGAAACGUCCAUGACCCGCUGUAAGACGUGUAACCUUUGUAUUUGUAUCGUUACGAUAAAUCUUAAAUCUAUACCCGAUUAUUCGAGUAUUACGAAGUUUCAAGCGGCAGAAAAAAAGUAAUCUAUAAAUAUUGUACUGUAAGUGAGAAAGCAAAAUAAACGUUAAGUAUUAUCCUUCGAAA
Molecule: messenger RNA, 3772 nt
Organism: Osmia bicornis bicornis
Lineage: Eukaryota; Metazoa; Arthropoda; Insecta; Hymenoptera; Megachilidae
Product: transcription factor Sox-19b-like
Exons: 5
Coding region: 403-1572 (389 amino acids)
Biological process (GO): cell differentiation; anatomical structure morphogenesis; regulation of DNA-templated transcription
Molecular function (GO): DNA-binding transcription factor activity, RNA polymerase II-specific; RNA polymerase II cis-regulatory region sequence-specific DNA binding
Source: RefSeq, a predicted model, not a curated record